UCUCCAGACAUAGUAAAUAAAGUGAUCAGACAAAAACACCAAACCAUGCAAUAAUAUCGAAUUCCCACUUCGAUUUCUACAAACCUCGCCCUUGACUGUCGGUAAUUCGUCAUUUCCCGGCCAACAACCUCUAUUUUCCGGCCAUAUUGUCGUUUCCGGCCUACCAUUUUCCUCACUUCUCCGAUCCAAUUUGCUGAGAAAACAAGGUCUUCAAUAAUUCUACGUACUGUGCUUUUGCUGAACUUUGAAUAAUUGAAUGAUUGUUCUUCCAGAUUCGUCCUCUCUGUCUGUCUGCAUCAGAGAAAAACAACAAAGACUAGCACGUUUCUGACUCAUGUCAUACAGAGGGUGUGAUAUGGGGCAUUUAUCGUCGAUGCUCAAUGGACUUGCGAGGUCACUAACGUUAAGGAAAGGGCGAGAUUAUGGUGGAAGAGAGAUCGCGGAAGCGAUGGCGAAAGAAGCAAAGAAGAAUGACUUGCUACUUCGGUCUUCGGGGACAGUUAACGUUACUGGGUCGGACAAUCUUGCCUCAGUUUUCUCUAAAAGAGGUGAAAAGGGAGUGAACCAAGAUUGCUUCAUUGUGUGGGAGGAAUUUGGAUGCCAAGAAGACAUGAUGUUUUGUGGGAUUUUUGAUGGGCAUGGUCCAUGGGGACAUUUUGUGGCAAAGAGGGUUAGAAAAACAAUGCCCUCAACCUUGCUGUGCAAUUGGCAGGAGACGCUUGCUGAAGCUUCAAUCGAUCCGGAUUUGGAUUUGGAUUCUGAUAACAAGCAUCAUAGAGUUAAUAUCUGGAAGAAUUCUUACAUGAAGACUUGUGCGGCCGUUGAUCAGGAUCUAGGGCAGCACCGGAAGAUCGAUUCGUUCUACAGUGGAACCACUGCUCUGACAAUUGUUAGACAGGGUGAACUUCUAGUUGUGGCAAAUGUUGGCGACUCCCGCGCUGUAUUGGCCACCACUUCUGAUGAUAGCAGUUUGGUACCGAUUCAGCUUACUGUUGAUUUCAAGCCUAAUCUACCUCAGGAAGCUGAGCGCAUAACUCGGUGCAAGGGGCGAGUCUUCUGUUUAGAUGAUGAGCCGGGGGUGCAUAGGGUAUGGCUGCCAAAUGAGGAGUCACCUGGUUUGGCCUUGUCGAGAGCUUUUGGCGAUUACUGUGUAAAGGAUUUUGGACUCAUUUCUGUGCCUGAAGUGAUACAAAGACACAUUACCGGCAAAGACCAAUUUGUUGUUUUGGCAACUGAUGGGGUAUGGGAUGUUGUCUCGAAUCAAGAAGCCGUGCAAAUUGUAUCUUCAAUUCCGGACAGGGCAAAAUCAGCUAAGCGUCUGGUUGAGCAUGCCACCCGCGCAUGGAAACGAAAGAGGCGAGGAGUUGCGAUGGAUGAUAUUUCAGCUAUUUGUCUCUUCUUUCACUCUUCUCCUUCACCUUCUGAAUUCCACCCAGUAACUACGCUAUAACUGCAAUUCAUAUGCUAUAAAGCAAUUGGUUCUUCGUGUCUAUCUUUUCCGUAUGUCAUCUGCAACUUGUCUUUCUCAUUGGUAGUCAUACAUACAUUGAUACCUUACCAAGUCCAUGUAAUUAUCUGCAACUUGUCUUUCUCAUUAGUAGUCAUACAUAUACAUUGUUACCUUACCAA
Molecule: messenger RNA, 1629 nt
Organism: Rhododendron vialii
Lineage: Eukaryota; Viridiplantae; Streptophyta; Magnoliopsida; Ericales; Ericaceae
Product: probable protein phosphatase 2C 73
Exons: 7
Coding region: 335-1450 (371 amino acids)
Biological process (GO): protein dephosphorylation
Molecular function (GO): protein serine/threonine phosphatase activity
Source: RefSeq, a predicted model, not a curated record